CACCAGACACUCCUAACAGGAGGCAGACGAGCCGGGCUCUUCCUCUCCAUUCACUGCAUGCAGCUCGUCCUGAACACUGCAAAGGGACAACACUCCUAAAAAACACUGAAUUCUGGGAAUAUCGUUUUUUAACUGAACCCCACUUUAACUAGAGAGGCAAACGUUGUCCUGCUGCAUCAACCAUCGCCUUUGCUAGCUACAGAAGCUGUUUUGGGGGGACUUACAGGAUCCAGACUUUGAUUCUUGCAGUUCUUAGUAUCAUUUUGUUGUCCACUACUUUGGCCCGACCAUGGUUCUGUGUGAGGAUGGCGACUGCAGCGUCUGCUUGUCUCCUUACACCCGGAUGGACAGGAUCCCUCGGGUUCUCCACUGCAGGCACACGUUUUGUGAGCCGUGUCUGGAGACGAUGUCGCGGACCAGGAGCGGGCUGCUCACCGUGCCCUGCCCUCUGUGUCGCAGGGUGACCUGCAUAGGACACGGCCUCAGCCUGCAGGAAGCUCUGUGGGUCAACAGCCGGCUGUGGGACCAGAUACCAGAAGAGGAGCAGGAGGAGGAGGCCCGGGAAGACGAGGAGGAAGAUGGAGUGAAAGAGGAAGCUGAGGAGGAGAGGACUGAGACUAAAGAGCAACCUUCAUUACAUGCAGAAUGUGUUUCCUCCAGGUCAUCCAGAACAAAACUCAUGAAACUGCCGGCAUUCUUCAAAAAGUUCAGUUUGACAAAGCAGCACCAAGAGAGGAUCGUUCCUGGUGGGAAUGUGGAAAUGAAGUCGUGGCGCAGGCUUCCAACUGAAGAGACCGUUUAAAGAUUGAGGCAGAUCGAUAGCUCCACUCAGGACGUUAUUUGUUCGAAGACUCAACGUUGUCAGUGGAGGGAAAGUUGAGGCCAUUAGCAGCGAGAAUCCAUUUGUGUUCCUGUCAGGACAUUGUUUAGUCCUCAGCCAAAGGUGCCCCGUCUCCCCCAUUAUUUAUUCUGGGCUUAAUUCUCCCAGCUGGUGCCCUGGGAUUUGGUUCAGCUGUCCCGGUGGGACUCACACCCAAAGACCCCCCUCAUAACAGAUGGCCUCCUGAGGAUGUUCCCUUUUUAGCCAGAGAUGAACAUUGACCUUUUUUUUCCUUCUUAAUUUAUA
Messenger RNA from Labrus bergylta (ballan wrasse), 1126 nucleotides. RefSeq lists its product as uncharacterized. Gene Ontology annotation, molecular function: ubiquitin protein ligase activity. The record is from RefSeq and is a predicted model, not a curated record. Gene Ontology annotation, biological process: protein ubiquitination. NCBI's taxonomy places the organism in Eukaryota, Metazoa, Chordata, Actinopteri, Labriformes, Labridae.